GGGAGGGAGUGUUUUGGUUCUAGCCGCUCGCCGUCUUUGCCAGACUCUGUUGUCGGGAAGCUUUUCCUUCCUGCUUCCCCUUCCCUUUCCCGGCCCCUAUCCUCCCUCCCUCAUCCCUUUUAUCCCUUUUGUCCGCUUCCCUUUAUUUAUUUAUUUAUUUUUUACUGCCACCCCGGGUCUGGGCCAUUUCCGGGCCGGGCGCACUAAGGUGCGCGGCCCUGGGGCCCGGUAUAUGACCCGCUGUCCUGCUACCCCUCGCUUCCCCCGCCCCAUGUGGCUGCGGGGCCGCGGUGGCGCUGCCCACUAUGGCCCGGAAAGCAGUUAGCAGGAAGCGGAAAGCGCCCGCCUCGCCAGGAGCUGGGAGCGACACUCAGGACCCGCAGUUUGCCUGGGAUCACUCGCUUCACAAAAGGAAAAGACUCCCCCCAGUGAAGAGAUCCUUAGUGUACUACCUGAAGAACCGGGAAGUCAGGCUACAGAGUGAAACCAACUUCUCUCGAGUGUUACAUGGUUAUGCAGCACAGCAACUUCCCAGUCUCCUGAAGGAAAAAGAGUUUCACCUUGGGACCCUUAAUAAAGUGUUUGCAUCUCAGUGGUUGAAUCAUAGGCAAGUGGUGUGUGGUACAAAAUGCAACACGCUAUUUGUAGUGGAUGUCCAGACAAGCCAGAUCACCAAAAUCCCUAUUCUGAAAGACCGGGAGCCUGGAGGUGUGACCCAGCAGGGCUGUGGUAUCCAUGCCAUCGAGUUGAAUCCUUCUAGAACACUAUUAGCCACUGGAGGAGAUAACCCAAACAGUCUCGCCAUCUAUCGACUGCCUACACUGGAUCCUGUGUGUGUGGGAGAUGAUGGACACAAGGACUGGAUCUUUUCCAUUGCAUGGAUCAGUGACACUAUGGCAGUGUCUGGCUCACGUGAUGGUUCUAUGGGACUCUGGGAAGUGACAGAUGAUGUGUUGACCAAAAGUGAUGCAAGGCACAAUGUGUCACGAGUCCCUGUGUAUACUCACAUCACUCACAAGGCCUUAAAGGACAUCCCCAAGGAAGACACAAACCCUGACAACUGCAAGGUCCGGGCACUGGCCUUCAACAGUAAGAACAAGGAACUGGGAGCAGUAUCUCUGGAUGGCUACUUUCAUCUGUGGAAGGCUGAAAAUACACUGUCUAAGCUCCUGUCCACCAAACUGCCAUAUUGCCGUGAGAAUGUGUGUCUGGCCUAUGGUAGUGAAUGGUCAGUGUAUGCGGUGGGCUCCCAAGCUCAUGUCUCCUUCUUGGAUCCACGGCAGCCAUCAUACAAUGUCAAGUCUGUCUGCUCCAGGGAGCGAGGCAGUGGGAUCCGCUCAGUGAGCUUCUAUGAGCACAUCAUCACUGUGGGCACAGGGCAGGGCUCCCUGCUGUUCUAUGAUAUCCGAGCUCAGAGAUUUCUGGAAGAGAAGCUCUCAGCUUGUUAUGGGUCCAAGCCCAGACUAGCAGGGGAGAAUCUGAAACUAACCACUGGCAAAGGCUGGCUGAAUCAUGAUGAAACCUGGAGAAAUUACUUUUCGGAUAUUGAUUUCUUCCCCAAUGCUGUUUAUACCCACUGCUAUGACUCGUCUGGAACGAAACUUUUUGUGGCAGGAGGUCCCCUCCCUUCAGGGCUCCAUGGAAACUAUGCUGGGCUGUGGAGUUAAUGACAACUCAUUCUCUCCCAAAAUGCAGAGAUUUACACUAACUUUCAUCCUCAAUUUCCCUGUUUCUUCUUUUGAUUUUUUUUUUUUCCAAUUGUGUGAGGCUCUCAUAUUUUAGCGGGAACACCAGAGUUUGCAUAUGCCUUAGGCACUUUAUAGGAAGAAGCUCUGUACAGAAAUCUGAAGGGUUUUUUUUUCUCUUUUUUCCCUUUUGGUAAUCAGAAUUUUACUAUCCUUUUUUCUUUCUGGCUUCUCAACCAAACAUUGUUGCUAAUCCCUAUUUGUAUUUUUUCUUUAAGUGACACACACUCUGGCUUCUUUAGACAUAGUCAUUCUCACCCUUACUUCACUCUUAAGAGGUAGGGCUCCUUUAUAAUUAUGUGGUUGCUAUCAGACUUUCUGUGAAAGUUUGAGAGCCGUGUGUGUGUGCGUGUGUGAACUUGUGUGCCUGUAGGUACUAUGUGUCACGGAAAUUACCUGGAGUGAGGAUUACUUGUAAUUAAAAUAUUUAUAAAAGAAACAACUUUAUUCACAGAAUCCCACUUUGGGACUAGUCUGUGUCUUGUUUUAAAAUCUAACAACACUGACUAUAGGAAGUAAAAACAGAAAGGAAAACAAAUCACCAGUGGGAAAACCCUUUGAGUUAAAUAACAGGCUUCCUGGCACCUCCCAUGCCAGGACUCCAGAGUGAUCCAGCCCUACCUGUUUUCUCACCUGUGUGUCCCCCAAGUGAGAACACUUCUGUGUAGGUGUCACCUCCACUUCCCAACCUCCCAUCUGCUUAGCCAGUGGCCACUCCCCUAAAAUAUCAGGGUCUCUGGAGGCUUCAGAAGGCUUUAUGGGACUUGGUAAAGAGAAUCCCCAUUCCAACUCCCCUCUACUUCCUCCUGAAACAAAGGCUGAUCUGGUAUUUCAGGGGCUUGGAGCUGGAGGUAUCAAGUCUGCUAAGAUUCACAUACAUAGUCUGCUUGGCUUUGAGGAGAAACUUCUCCUUUACCAUUCUUCCAGUCUCCCCAAUGGAUUUUGCUGUUGUUUUUUAAAUUGGGUUUAGGUCAGGAGGGUGGGGGUAAGCAAGAGGUUUAUCUGUGUAUAGUGAGCGCUUCACGUGUGGAAUAUUCAUUUUCUCAAUGCAGUGGAACUUGGGGUUGAAGCUACCCCUCGUACUCUGUUUUCAGCCCUGAGAUGGGGAUAGGGUGGCCUGCAGCCCACAUCAUUGUGCAUGUGACAACAUCGAUGUGAUUAGUAAUUUGUUCUUCCCUUGAACUGUCUUUGUAGUCUGAGGUUUUUAUACUUGUAGGCAACUGACUGUGAUGUCCAGUUGUUCUCUGCUUUUUACGCAUCAUGUCGAAGAUAACAGCUGUUCCCACCCGUAAAUUCCCCCUCUAAACACAUAAUCUGCUCUGUCAACAUCCCAUCCUAGGGAAAGGAAAAGUAUUUAUUCCUGCACACCAGUUUCUUAAUUGUUCUCCCAGUUAUCUCCUUCUUCUCUGGUUGUAUGUGGGGAGAUUGGAAAAAAGAGUAUCCUCCUCUUAAUGAUGGAGGGCUGCUGGGGAAGGAAGACUGCAAGUCCAACCUAACUUGGUGGUACCUGACAUACACCACAGGUUCUGGAAUUCUUAUCUUCUAACCUAGAGAAAUAGGUGCUAUACACAGGGAAUGAAGCAAAAUUGCUGGAUGCUAUAGAUCUUUUAAUUGUCUUAAUUUUUUUUCUAUUAUUAAACUACAGGCUGUAGAUUUCUUAGUUCUCACAGAACUUCUAUCAUUUUAAACUGACUGGUAUAUUUAAAAAAUUUUUUAAAAAGGAUGUUUUGUAUUGUAGCCAGACCCUCUUCUGUGAUGGGUAAUGCGUUUGAUUGUUUGAGAUUUUUCUGUUUUUAAAAAUGUAGCACUUGACUUUUUGCCAAGGAAAAAAAUAAAUAUUGUU
Molecule: messenger RNA, 3588 nt
Organism: Cynocephalus volans (Philippine flying lemur)
Lineage: Eukaryota; Metazoa; Chordata; Mammalia; Dermoptera; Cynocephalidae
Gene: DCAF12
Product: DDB1 and CUL4 associated factor 12
Exons: 9
Coding region: 306-1667 (453 amino acids)
Cellular component (GO): Cul4-RING E3 ubiquitin ligase complex
Molecular function (GO): protein binding
Source: RefSeq, a predicted model, not a curated record